AUGACCUCCAUGAUUGUCGCUGGUGCCACUGGGGCAAUCGGCCGUACCGUCGUGCAGAAUGCCAUUCAACAGCCAUCGAUCUACCAAGUUGUGGCACUGACGCGGCUCAAGAAUACCGCUGCGUCGAACUACGAGAGUCUCUUCGGCAUCAUCACUGCAGCUGAGGCAAGCAACACUGACAACGGCGGCAAGGGCGUUAGCAGAAAGGGAAAGACGGGCAGUGGCUCACCUGCUGGCACCGUCACAGUCACACCCGAGGAGGCUGCCAAGAUCAAGCCCAUUACAAUAGACUGGGAAGAGUUCACGCAGCUGUGGGUGGCAAAGCGUAAUAGCGCCAGCGCUGCCGCUCGCGGGGCCGACAACAGUGCCGCGGACGCUGCGGCCGCAGAUCCCAUGGAAAAUUACAGGAGCAUCUUCAGUGGCCACACGUACGCCGCCAUGUGUCUUGGCACCACCCGCAAGGACGCCGGAAGCGCCAAGAACUUCAUUCGGUGCGACUAUGAUUACGUGACCGCCUUCACUGAAGCUGUGCUGACGUACUCGGCGCCGGCUGGCCUGUCACCAGACACGGCCUUUAUGCACCAUAUCGGUGACGAGGGGGUCUCGAAGCAAGCACGCGUGCAGGACAGCGUGGACAGCGAGAUGAAUGUGCUCGCCACCGUGAAGGGCAAUGCGGGCCAGUCCUCGGGGACACUUCGCGUCUUCUGCCAGGUUAGCGCCAGCAGCGCCAGCAGCAGCUCAUGGUUUCUCUACGUAAAGACAAAGGGCAUUGCCGACGAGUCCACAGUGGAGCGGGUUCACCAGCACAACAAGCUCACCACCGCCUCCGCGACGCUGUCACCGGUGAAGCUUCUCUUGCUUAAGCCAGGGCUGCUGGAGCGCCGUGGCAAGGCCCGACGAAUUGAAAAGUUGGCCAAGCUCAUUGUAUCACCUAUCCCAGUCGAGACCUGCGGGGCCGCUAUCGUGUCGGCGUGCAAGCACUCGCCGAUCCAGCAUCACGUGCAACAUCCAGCGACCAUCUCUGCAGCAGCGGAGCAAGCGAAGUACGACGAGGCGGAAGAGGCGCAGCUAAAGAAGGGUGACGAUGUUAUUGCGGCCAACAUACGAAAGAUGCCGCUUGGCAAGCCAUACAUGCCAACCAAGGCCAUGCACAGAGCCGGUGUGCCAUCCAACGAACCAUUCCCGCACAUUUAUGAGGCGACCAACCCGAUGAUCAAGGAUCUGGCAUCCAGGCUGACAGCCUAA
Molecule: messenger RNA, 1245 nt
Organism: Leishmania braziliensis MHOM/BR/75/M2904
Lineage: Eukaryota; Euglenozoa; Kinetoplastea; Trypanosomatida; Trypanosomatidae
Exons: 1
Coding region: 1-1245 (414 amino acids)
Biological process (GO): import into nucleus
Cellular component (GO): cytoplasm
Source: RefSeq, a predicted model, not a curated record